AUGAUCAAAGCAGUUCCACGUGGCAUGUCUGCUACAGCGGAUGCUUAUUUGACUCCAAUCAUUAAGAAUUAUAUCGAGUCUAUCUCGGCCAACUUCCAGGGCGGGCUAGCAGCACCAGGUCUUCGCUGUGAGUUUAUGCAGUCUGACGGAGGUCUCGUCGACUUCAGGAGCUUCGGUGGCCUUGCCAGUGUCUUGUCUGGCCCUGCUGGAGGUGUUGUGGGCUAUGCUCAGACUGCAUGGGAUGCAAAGCAGGGAAAGCCUGUCAUUGGCUUCGACAUGGGUGGCACAUCAACGGACUGCUCCCGCUUCGCUGGCAGUUAUGAACAUACUUUUGAGUCGAAGACUGCUGGUAUCUCGAUUCAAUCGCCUCAGUUGGACAUCAUCACUGUCGCAGCAGGCGGAGGCUCAAUGCUUUUCUGGCGAAACGGACUAUUUGCUGUUGGUCCAGAGUCCGCUGGUGCCCACCCUGGCCCAGCUUGCUACCGUAAAGGAGGCCCAUUGACAAUCACCGAUGCAAACCUACUUCUAGGUCGCAUUGUCCCUGAAUACUUUCCCAAUAUCUUUGGGCCUAACGAGAAUCAGCCGCUAGGCACCGAGGUCGUUAGAGAGCAGUUCGAGAAGCUCACGGCGCAGAUCAAUGCCGACAAUAUUGCGGCCGGCCGCGAUGAGCUUACAGCCGAGGAGGUUGCACUUGGAUUUCUGCGAGUUGCUUCAGAGGUCAUGGCGAGACCGAUUAGAUCCCUUACAGAGACUCGUGGUCACGAUACGUCUGACCACAUACUGUCAUGUUUCGGCGGUGCAGGUGGCCAGCAUGCCUGUGACGUAGCCAACGCCCUAUCUAUCUCUCAGGUGGCUAUUCACAAGUAUUCUUCCAUCCUUUCCGCCUAUGGCUUGUCUCUGGCAGACCUAGUGCAUGAAGCUCAAAAGCCUGCAGCCAUGGCUUUUGAGAAACCCAACUUUACCGAUAUUGAACAAGCUUUGGCGCAGUUGUCUACAUCUGCCACUGAGCAUUUGCUACACCAAGGCAUCAACAAGUCGCAGAUACGGGUGGAGCGAUAUCUCAACAUGCGCUAUGAGGGAUCCAACUCGGCCUCCAUGAUCAUGCAAGACCAAGCUGAUCAGAAUAUUUCCGACUUUCAGCGCUUGUUCGACGAGAAGCACACACGAGAAUUUGGCUUCGUGUUCCCGGACAAGAAAAUUCUGAUCGACGACUUCAGGGUCCGCGCUAUUGGUACCACAGCCAAACACGCCGAAAAGAGCCCCUACGAACAGUUACAGGAGAUCAUGAAAAAGCCUGUAGUAUCAACUCCUGUUCCAGAAUCAAAAAUCGAGGUCUAUUUUGACUCGGUAGCCGGCCACGUUCAAACCAAACUCUAUCUCCUCGGCAAACUACCUUCGGGCGUUAGGAUCCCAGGUCCAGCUCUGAUUCUAGACAACACACAAAGUAUCCUAGUUGUUCCAGGAGCAGAAGCCAUAAUCCUCGAUAAUACGGUCAUGAUUGAGCUCAAGAGUCACUCGUCUACCUCUUCAGUCAUAAAAGCAAUCGAAGAGCAAGUCAAUCCCAUCCAACUUUCUAUUAUGGGUCAUCGAUUUAUGUCCAUAGCGGAACAGAUGGGGCAUACUUUGCAAAAGACAUCUGUAUCAACAAAUAUUAAGGAGAGACUGGAUUUCUCGUGUGCUAUCUUCUCGCCUGACGGUGGUCUGGUCGCCAAUGCCCCUCACGUUCCUGUCCACUUGGGUAGUAUGCAAUUCUGCGUAAAGCACUUGCAUAAUGCCUGGAAAGGAAGGUUAGAAGAGGGAGACGUGUUAAUAUCAAACCACCCCUCUAGCGGUGGCACACAUCUGCCAGACAUCACAGUAGUCACACCCGUUUUUGAUGAGGGUGCGAUUGUUUUCUACGUCGCAUCGCGUGGCCAUCAUGCAGAUAUCGGCGGGACGCGCCCUGGCUCCAUGCCGCCAGAUUCUCGCUGGUUGUAUGAAGAAGGUGCAGCGAUUCUCGGGGAGAAGCUGGUCAGCAACGGUCGCUUUAAUGAAGAGCGUAUCAUUGAGCUGCUUCUACAUGAGCCUGCUAAGCACCCUGGUUCAUCAGGCACUCGAACCCUGGGUGACAAUCUGUCUGACCUCAAGGCACAGGUGGCUGCAAAUAAGCAAGGAAUAACCCUAAUACAAAGCCUCAUCAAAGAGCAUACUCUCCCGAAGGUUCACAAAUACAUGUUUGCCAUCCAAGAUAACGCCGAACAAGCCGUACGAGCCCUACUCAAAAAGAUGCACACGACAGUUGGUGGUACUCAGCUGAAUGCUAUUGAUUAUAUGGACGAUGGCACUCCGAUCAAGCUGUCGGUGACUAUUGAUCGCAAUACGGGUUCCGCUGUCUUCGACUUCUCGGGUACCGGACCCCAGGUCUAUGCCAACACCAAUGCGCCGAUCGCUAUCACACACUCCGCGAUCAUCUACUGCCUACGUUCCCUUAUUGCGUCUGAGGUACCUCUCAAUCAAGGCUGUCUCAACCCCAUCGACAUCCGCAUUCCCCCUUCAUCCAUUCUCUCGCCAGCUGCUGGCGCCUCAGUCGUGGGUGGCAAUGUGCUGACCUCCCAACGGAUCACCGAUGUAAUCUUGAAGGCUUUCCGGGCCUGUGCUGACAGUCAAGGCUGUAUGAACAACCUGACUUUCGGCAUGGGUGGGACAAAAGUCAACGCCGAUGGCUCCACAACUGUAGAGGAGGGUUUCGGCUAUUAUGAGACCAUCGGUGGAGGAGCAGGGGCUGGACCAACCUGGGAUGGAACCAGCGGCGUUCACACACACAUGACCAACACGCGCAUCACGGACCCUGAGGUAUUUGAGAAGCGUUACCCUGUCCUGCUACACGAGUUCUCCGUUCGCAAGGACUCAGGGGGCCGUGGAGAACGCCGUGGAGGCGACGGUAUCGUGCGCGACAUCGAGUUCCGAGUUCCCGGCGUGCAGGUUUCGAUCUUAUCAGAGCGCCGCACACGUGCACCACAGGGUUGUGCUGGUGGAGAGAAUGGAGCGAUGGGCCAGAACCUUUGGGUCAGGAAAAGCGAUGGUCUUGUUGUCAGUCUGGGAGCAAUCUCUGCCUUCCGCAGUAUGGGUUCUGGUAAUUGGAAGGCGACAAAUCGCCAUCUCCAGAUCCUCAAAGCCGCCGAGGAAGGUAAAUAUGGUGUCCUAGCUGCUAUUGCUUAUAACAUAGAGCACAUCCUGGGCUUGAUCCGCGCCGCUGAGAAAGCUCGAUCUCCUCUUAUCCUUCAGUUCUUCCCUUGGGCGAUAGAAUUCUCCGAUGGGCUUAUCAUUCGCACCGCUGCUGAUGCCGCCCAGCGGGCGACCGUGCCCGUUUCUAUUCAUCUUGACCACGCUCAGGAAGAGGAGAUUAUCAAACGGGCAGCCGACACAUUGCCAUUUGAUAGUAUCAUGGUUGAUAUGUCACAUCAUGAGAAGGAAGAAAACCUCGCCAAGACAGCAAAGUGGGUGAAGUAUUGCAACGAUCGACAGAUUGCGACCGAGGCAGAACCGGGACGUAUUGAAGGCGGCGAGGAUGGCGUGAUGGAUACCGGAGGGCUUGAAGCAAGCAAGACAACGACAGAAGAGGUCGACCAGUUCAUCGCGACAGGAGUGGACGUGUUAGCUCCUGCUUUUGGUAAUGUCCAUGGCGAGUAUGGACCACAAGGACCGCAGCUUGACUUCGAGAGAAAGCAUUUGAAUAGUCGAGCGCGGAUUGCCCUGCAUGGCACCAACGGAUUUCCGCCAGACCUCAUGCGCGAAUGCAUAAAGGCGGGAGCUACUAAGAUCAACGUCAACAGAAUCGUCCUUGACGAUUAUUAUAACCAUUUCCGAUCCGAAUCAACCAAGAAGAAGUCACAUACAACUAUAAUCGAGGAAGGGGUGGAACUAGUGGUGCGCCAGACUGCGGAAUGGAUGGACAUCAUCGGGUCUGCUGGGAAGGCACCGCUGCAGUAG
This is a messenger RNA of Phaeoacremonium minimum UCRPA7, 3969 nucleotides long. RefSeq names its product putative 5-oxoprolinase protein. The coding region runs from base 1 to 3969 and encodes 1322 amino acids. The transcript has 5 exons. Gene Ontology annotation, molecular function: 5-oxoprolinase (ATP-hydrolyzing) activity; aldehyde-lyase activity; zinc ion binding. Lineage: Eukaryota; Fungi; Ascomycota; Sordariomycetes; Togniniales; Togniniaceae. Gene Ontology annotation, biological process: glutathione metabolic process; carbohydrate metabolic process. Gene Ontology annotation, cellular component: cytosol. The record is from RefSeq and is a predicted model, not a curated record.